AUUUGUACCAUUGCACUUAUAUGAUAAACAUUCAUUAUUUGUAUACUGUACAAUUACAUUCUCUUCUCUACAAUAUAGGUCCCUUCACAAGGACUAGAAACACCAGCAGAUUAUAUUCAGGAACUUCUUCGAACUGAUGUCUCAUCUGAACACCUUCUUCGAUCUUUACGUUCAGCACGUGUUUCACUAACUGGAAGACCACUUGGGUAUGAUUUAAAGGAUUUUUUCCUUGCUUUACAAUAAUUUUAAUGUACAGAUACAGAUUUUAGUUUAUUUUCUCAAUCUGCCGUAAGUUGUGGUGGCAUUGUUUACGUUUAACAACAUUCUAUGUUUAAACUGUCACUACUCACUAGGGACAAUUUGAAACCGCACUAGGUAGUAGUUGAAACAGAAGAGAAACUCAGUGUAACAUAACACAAUUGUUCCCUCGAUGCAUGAUGUUAAAUGAGAUGUUUUCUGAGUGCGACACCUUCCAUCAGCUCCCAGUAACUUAAGGACUUUUGAGCAUCUCACUCGAUUGAACUUAAUUUUGUAGAGUGUAAAUUUUGAGUGUAAAUUUUAUACAGUCCUUCAUUUAGACCUAGCCAGGAGAGAGAUAUCCCAAAGUCCUGAUAUUUACCCAUGUAUGAUACCAUUCCAUCACCUUAGUAUAUAUACACAUAAACAUGAAGUUGGAUCUUGGCAACUGGACUCUGGUUGGUUAGAGUGCUGCACCAGAAUCCGGUCCACUGGUUCAACUCUUGGCAGAGGGCCCAUAGUUAUUUUUUGCAGAGAUGUAUAAAAUUUACUUUCCAAAUUUCCACGUACAAAUUUCCAGUACUUACCACACUGUCCAGUUUUGAGGCUCACCAAAGGCACAGAAUACUACACAGAAGUCCAUCUCCAUUGUUUUUAGCGUAAGCUCUAUUCGUCAUGAUUCGUCACUCAGCAAGUACCGUAAACAGAAGCCGUCACCCCCCUGGAAAUACUAAAAAUGGCGCAUGUCCAGGGGGGUAACUGCUUCUGUUUACGGUACUUGCUGAGUGACGAAUCAUGACGAAUAGAGCUUACGCAAAAAAACAAUGAAGAUGGACUUCUGUGUAGUAUUCUGUGCCAAAGGGUUCUGACAGACAGGUGACAUUCCUUAAAAUGAGAUGACAGACUACUAUGUAAAAAAAGCGAACUGGAAAAAAGCGACAAAUUGGGAUUUGUGUUAUAGGUCAAAAGUGAGAGCAACAUUUAUUACAAUAAAACAAGCGACAAAGUAGCUACAAAAUGAGUGAAAAGCGACCUGGGUUAGGUGCUUGGUGGGCUUCAGUUUUACCUGAAACCACAUGAUAUGUGGAAUACAAAUAGGCUCACAUGGGCUGACACGCUGGAGUUGGCACAUCGAGGAAUCAAACCUGGGAUUUCCAGACGACUGAGCAUGCCAGUAGAUUCUAUUUAUAAUUUAACAGCUUUAUUUGGCACGCCUGCAAAUAGCCAUAAAUUAUUGUACAUAACUGCAUAGCACAUACUAACACAAGAGUAACAAUUUAUGCGGAAGGUUUUCGGAGCCAAGGGCUUGUGGAGCUGUGAGCCAGUAACUCCAGGUUUAGAUUGCUAACUCUGUCCACAUGAUUUCUGGAAUUAGCCUGUGACUCUAGAAUUCAUGUUUUGAAGCGCAAACCUUUUCAAUUGGGUGAAAAUAAAUUAUGCAUUUAAUAAUGGUGAGCAUACGUUAGAAAUACAAAAUCUUUCAGUUCAUUUACACUUCAUUGACUAUUUGCAUUCUAUUUUUUCAUUAGGUGGAUUCAAGGUUUUGGAGAAGAGGGAAUGAAUUUAUUGCUAAAACAUUUAAGAGAACACAGAGUGAAGUAAGUCGACUCAUUUGUAACGAACAACAAAACAUUUUUUAUAAUACAGUAUUUGUAAAUUCUGAAGGCUGAUUGGCUAAGAGCCGUGUUGAUAUAACUCCAUGUCAACACGGAAACGUCGGAAAAUUUCUUUCUGUGUGUUUCUUUGUGUUUCUUCCGUAUUGAUAUACAGUUAUAUACACUUCGGGCGUCGUGUUUCCACACAAUUUCUCGUUUUCCCAAUUGCCACUCGUGUUGCAUAUCAACACUGUUGAUAUAACUGUAUAUCAACACGGAAAAUGUUUUAUAUUUGUUAAAUAUCAAACAGUGUGGUAACAGUAUAGUACCAUCAAACAAUAUUAUACCUCAAAUUCAAAUUGUCCAAUCAAAAAGCUAAGUUUGUGUUACGUCAUUGUAUUUGACCGUAGCGGGUGAUUUCAAUCAUAUCACGCGGGUGAUUUGAUUAUUUUGCGUACACCACGCGCAGCGAUCACGUAAACAAGAUGGCUGACAAAAUUUACUAAGGAGUGAUGAAUUAUUCAGUUUUUAAACUUCAAAAAGCUCGUUUUUGUUUGAAAUUUUGAAGCGAAUUUUGAAAAAUGUUAUCAAUAUUGUAAACGAUAUGUGAUUCGAAAUACUUGCGUUAAUCAAAAGAUAAAACAUAUUAACGAAGGUUUGUGGCAAGUUUUGUAUUUUCAACUUGGAGGCUUUCAAAGCCCCAAGGGAAAUAUCAUCACUGAGGGUAAUAUUUCGCCUAAUCCCCCGAGCGGAAGGUCUAAAAAUUAUAAAUGUACAUUACUAUCAAGCAAUGUACAGUACUAUCAAACAAUGUACAUUACUAUCAAGCAAUGUACAGCACUAUCCAACAAUACACAGUACUAUCAAGCAAUGAACAGUACUAUCAAACAAUGGUGAUGAAUAUAUUGUGCUUUCUCUCUAUAGAACUGGUCCAAUACACCAUAAAAUUCAACAUGAAAUUAUCAAGUGCCUGAAAGCUUUUAUGAAUAACAAUGUAAGUCUUUUUUCAAGUACAAUUACGACUAACAUUUCUAUAGCGCAAAUUUAACAUUUGCAUAUGAUCAAAUGUGCUUUACAUCAAGUACUACGCUUACUUACUGUAAUUACAUACUUAGCCUACACUGCAAAAAAAUGCCUAGCCUGUUACAAUGUUGUUGAAAACAGGCCUGAACAAUAUUUUGCUGCCCAUAUUGUUCCUUGUUGUUCAUUUGUCGUUUGAUCUGUCUUUCAUUUUAAACACUUCUACACAUGCAUGUCCCUUUCUUUUUAACGCAUUAACAAGAAUAUUGAAGUAGACGUUUGAGCUUGUUAACUGGUUCCGACAUUCUCAGUGUAUGCAUGAUUUAUCCUUAGUUUGGUUUAAACUUGAUGAUGAAAAGUGAAGAAGGUGUGUUGUUGAUUGCGAAGUCAAUGUAUCCUGAAGAUACCAGCAUGAUGACAGACGUUGUCAAACUCAUGGCAGCUCUGUGUUUAGUUGAGUAUGUGCGAUAAUAUUCAUUCUGCAUGUAUAGUAUACAAAUAAUGAAUGUUUAUUCGUGCAAUAGUAAGAAUAUUCUCAUGAGGUGAAAGAUGGAAUGUUCCAUUCAACGAGGCGACGCCUCGCGAAAAGCAUUUUGACGGUGCGAUUUAUCCAAAAUACAAAGAGUGCAAUGGAAUAAAACGUAUAGUACAAUUGCACUCGCGAAGAGUGCAAUGGAAUCAACGAACAUGUAAUCAACGAACAUGUUGGCCCACAAUAAACGUUCAGUUCGCAUCGUGUAGACAAAAGAUUGUUGCGAUCUUACGUGGAGUCUUUAACUCAAAAACAAUGUUAGAAGCAACGUGAAUACUGCUGUCACUGGUGCCCAAAUCUCAUGAAGACUGCCAAGUUUUUGAAUGAGACACCAAACGUCCAAGCAAAGAGCUUCGAUCGAUCUUUUUCAUAUAUAUGCAGUUCAAUCCAUACGGUCGCAGGGUAUUUUUCUUAGGACCGAUAAAUGGCUCCAAAAACUCAAUUUUGAAUUGAGUUAUGAUAUACUCAAUCAUCUCAUCAAAAGUUCCAGUGUAAAAAUAAAGUUGUUUGAGUUAAAUUUGUCACGUAGAAAUACUUUUUCCUGCCAGAAACCCAACCCGUGAGAAAAGAAACCCAACAUAACAUAGUACAUACCACUGGAAAAAAUUUUGAAAAUCCAUAGAAGGUCAUAGAAUGGAAAUUGUAUGGACCUUUAUUGGAAAUAGAAUGGAUUUUGGUUAUCCAUAAUAAUUGUAUAUUCCCAUACUAUGGAUAUAGUAUGGAAAUAGGCUGGAUAUACUAUGGAUUUAUUGGUGCAAUUGCAAAUUUCGUAGUAUGGAUUUCAUAUUUUUUUUCCAGUGUACCAACCUCGUUCCCAGGGUCUCUUUGAGUACAAACCGCCUGUAUUUCGUUACACAACACAAAAUUUUGAGCUUUUCUAAAAAAAACUGUAAACAGUAAUUCUGUAAUUCAACCAAGUACCAGGUAGGUACGCUGUUGAUAGACAUGCAGAAAAUUCCAAAACCAUGUCCAUGUGACCAAGAACGUUCCCGUUGCGUUGGGACAUAUAGUCGUAUGUAUGUUGUCCGCCAGACCAACACACAUAACAUGUUGUAUCCGUUUUUAAUGUGUUUAAUCGUUAUUCUAGUCACUCCAAAGCUCUUCAAGUGAUGACGAUUCAUGGUGAAAGCAAAGAGAAUGACAAACGGGGAAGAUUCUUUAACGUUUUGUACGCUUUAAAGAACAGUGACAGUGUACAACUUAAGGUAGAUACUUUUCCUUCUGCAUGUGAUAAACAUUUCGUAAACUUCGUAGUUUAUUCAGAAAGAACGGUUUAGGCUCAAAACCGUCUGGAAAAAAACGAAAAUUUUUUUUAUAACUUACGUACGUCAAAAUAUACUGUCUAGUAAUACUACAGUUGUAUAAAUUAAACGUCACGCUACACAUUUAGUUUUAAAAACAGUUGUAUUAAUGGUAUAGUACUGCCUUAUUAUUAUGUAAGCGGUAAGCCAGGCCCGUUAGGUGUGCUAUUGUCACGUUUUUAACGUUUGGAAGUUCGUCAGAAAACGUUGAAUGCGCCGUGAUUUUGACAAGGUGUUGUCAUACAGCGGUAUAGUGGGUUUCAAACAGUUUUUUCCCGGUUUUGUCGGGUUUUUUUUUGCCUAGAACAACAUCGGUUGAAUCGGUUUUCAAAAAAUAUCGUUUUUUUCCGGUUUAUCGAUUAACCACCUCGCCCUAGUUGAAAGGUUUGUCAAAGCAAUACUAUAUAGCACUAUUUUCUUGUCCACAGUGCAUUGAACUGUUCAAUAAGGAUAAUUUUUGGGGGGAAUUUUUAGGUGGCGUGUGUGCAGUUCAUUAAUGCCCUCGUGAGCAAGCCAGAUGAUUUAGACUUCAGACUUCAUCUGAGAAAUGAGUUUUUGAGACAAGGAUUAACGGAGGUGUUAAAGGUAUUAUUUUUCUACCAUUUUUUUUUUACAGUCGAGGCGGGAUCUCGCUUAGGCGGGUCAGCUCGGUUCCAAUAUACUGUAUAAACGUAAAAUGAAAUUUAGUAAGAAAUAAUAUGGGAUGUUGGGUACUCGAGCUGACUCGCCCCAUAUAAACGGCCCCUAUAAGAUAGGUCACUUGUUAAAAAAAUGGUCGAUGGGCUGACUUUUUACAGUAUACAGAAGUGUUAGAGUAAACUUCAAUGCAAGAAGGUAACAAGACUCGUUCAGAUGACAAUAUUGCAAUAUCGUUCAGGAUCUUCGUGAUAUUGGGAAUGAUGAACUCAAUGUGCAACUUGACAUCUUCGAAGAACAUAAGGAAGAUGAUUUUGCUGAACUGUCUCACAGAUUAACAGAUAUACAAGUCAAUUUUGAGUAUCCUUUUAUCAAUUCACAGAUGAGAAGACUAAUUAGUAUGACAGCCACUAUAUCAGUAAUGUCAGAAUUGACGUCCAAUAGCUAUGAAGGUCGUAAACAGUUUGUCAUAACAUCCCCCCUCCCCAGCUAAUUCCAGGUUUUUCUAAUGGACCGUGUCGCUAAACAAGUUAUAAAAGUCUCACUGGAUCGCUAGUCCGCGAAAAUAUUUUUCUUGUUUGCGAAUCUAGUGUUGAAAUCCCGUAACAUGGCGCAAGUCUCAUUUGAAUCUCUAGGGAUUGCUUGCACACCACUGUUUGGACUCAAGAAAUCGGAAUUGACUCCUUAAAGGAUUAGUGUCAGGGUCAUGCAUUGCGGGCUUUUGUUAUUGUUUACAUUUUACUCAAAUACAACAAAUAGCGAUAAAAAUACCUUGUUUGGCACAUUUCUGAUACAAAUCACACAAAAAGAGCAAGGAUUAUAAAAGGAUGGUUUAAAUAUAUGACGGAUUGUAAAAGCUUUCCAGAUCAUCUAAUCCAUUCGUCCUGAAAAAUGGCCGCCAGCAGGAGUUUGAGCCCGCGAAUUCCUGGUGUGACACUAAUCCUUUAACUAUAAAAAACUAUGAGCUACCUGGUUCUCGAAUAAAAAUUCAUCCAUGUUGUUACGGUUAACUUGUAUAAACAAUCUUGUUAUCAGCCUUAAUAGCAUCUUAGAGAACCAUCAGAAUUAUUUCAGAUGUUGGUCAGUAUAACGAAAGACAGUGUUUCCGAAAUAGCAUUUACUUCAAUCUUACAACAUUUGCUUCUCAUUCGAGAUGAUGUUUAUGCGAGGUAAAUGUGUAUUGUUUACAAUUUAGGAAUAGACCUUAUGCAUACUGACGCCACAAGGCUUGAUGCCCGCGAGGAAUGCUGGUCUUAGUAGUCAUCGCCCGGGAACAUUUUAAUAGCAGAUUGUUUAAUUUUCCCGGGCGAUGACUAUUAAGACCAGCAUUCCUCGUGGGUAUCAAGCCGUGUGACGUCAUUAUGCAUAAGGUCUAUUGGGAUGGACAGUUACACCAAUGGUUUGCACUAUCAAAGUGAUCAUAGUAGAUUGCAUAGGUAAAUUUUAAGUUUUGAAGGAUUUGUAAGAAAUGUUUGGGGGAACUGACCUAGUGUUAAACACUGGCACUGUUUGAAGCGGUACGUUCUAAGCCUUAAUUCUAAGCCCGUUUUUCGCCUGUCCUAAAUUUUUUCAUUCAUCCGGUCUUGUUUGUCAGCCUUAAGAAUUUAAUUUUACCAACUGUUGUAUUUCUUCAGGACACAAUAUUUCAAUCUAAUAGAAGAGUGUGUGAGUCAGAUCGUACUGCAUAAAAGUGGCGUGGAUCCUGAUUUUGCUACGAAGAAAUUUCAAAUUGAUGUUGAAAACCUGAUAGGUACCUCAGUUUACACAAAGUGUAAUUUACACUUUCAGAUAUAUUUUUUACUUGUUUAAUAUACAACAUAUAUUUCUUAAAUUAUUGAACAAACUAAAUUUCAAAUAGGAGAUAUUUCCUUGUCGGACACUGCGCAGUGUGCUUGCUGCGUUUGCGUUGUGUGGCUUCUAGUUCAAUAACAUAGAAAGUAGUCGUUUUGAGUAAAACAAACAGAGAAUUGCAGAAAGAAAUACAUCUGUAUAAUUGACAAUUAUUCACCAAAGUGAAGCUGAAUAGUGCAAGGAUAUAAAUCGAAACGCGAAGCGUUGAGGUGAUUAUUCUUGCACUAUUCACCAACACUCAGGUGAAUAAUUGCUUUAACAUAUAUAUAUAUACCAUAACAAAACAAAAACGACCAAAAAACAACGAAAGUACUUUUAAAACAAUUUGUAUUUCAGCGUUUAAUAAUUUUAUUCAUUAGAAAUAGCUUUAAAGAAUACCACUACACACUGUUAAACAAAACUUUGUUGAUUUCUUUGUGUUUAGCGAAACCGCAGCUUCGUUUAGUGCAAAAAUUUGCUCGUCUGUAAUCAUGAUGCACUGGAUAGACCCAGCUGAAAAGAAAAACAUAAUACAUUUAUUUGUUCUUUAGAUAAUAUGGUGGAUAAAGCUAAAUUGAUCGAAUUUGAGGAGAAAGCGACUUCACUGGAGACAAAGGUUUGUUUUCAUAGAUGUAUUGUGACUUACUUCUGUUUAUAUGGCUAUACCGAACAUUAAUGUGAAAUACAAAAUACUAUACUCAAAUAUAGUGCUAUAAUUAACCUCUCUAGUAUACCUUCACACAGAAAUAAUGACACAGGUACAGUAUAAUCCCAAUUGAAAUGGCUCCAGAAAAGGCUGGUGCUACAAUUUGAUAAGUACAGACACAUGAUACAGUUACUGUAUCAGUCCCGUCUCCUGUCGUUAUUUUGUUACAUCAAUAAAAAACGAGUGAAGAAAUGAUAGUCUGAUAGGGGAAUUUACCGUCGUCCCACGAGCACUCGCCUAUAGAUCUUAAAGGAAUUAGCGACUACAUGGGAGCCAGCUUAUGCAUGGAACACUGUAGUAAGGUAGAAUCUGGUUAAUAGUUAGUGUUUUUUCAGCUUGAGCUAGAGACGACACUACGACAGGAAACGGAGGCAAAAUCCAAUUUAGCGACAAGUAACCUGGAAAAGAAAGUUGCUGGGCUUGAAAAAGAAAAUGCAGAAUUAAAGGCGGUGAGUAUGAAAGAAUUUUGUUGCCAACAAAAUCUUGAUAUUUACACAACCUACACAUGACAGUAUCCUAUAUACAUGAACUUGUGGUUAGAGCUCGACAACUGGUCUCUGUAGCUCAGUUGGUUAGAGCUCGACAACUGGUCUCUGUAGCUCAGUUGGUUAGAGCGCUACACUGGAAUCACAGGGCCACAGGUUCGAUUCCUACCAGGGACCUAUAGUUGCAUUUUUCGCAGCUGUUCCUGGUUAGGUGUAGUAAAUGUAUAAAAAAUUCCACUCGACAAUUUGUAUCUACAAGACCCUUCAUAUAUAUAUAUAUAUAUAUAUAUAUAUAUAUAUAUAUAUAUAUAUAUAUAUAUAUAUAUAUAUAUAUAUAUAUAUAUAUAUAUAUAUAUAUAUAUAUAUAUAUAUAUAUAUAUAUAUAUUUAUAUGUACUGUAUAUAUUACCAUUUCAAAACAAAGUAAAAAACUUUGAUAAAACCCAGGUAUGGCCAAGGUAUGGCCAGUAGUGUCCUCCCAUCAUAACCUGAUUAUUUUUUAAAUUUUUCAGAGACCUCCUGUUGUGAUAACAGCGCCAGCACCAGCCGGUAAGUCAUCUUACUCAACAUUCAACCUAUUGUGAUAAACACUUUUUUCAUUUAUGAUUGAUUCACUUGAAAUUCGUCACAAAUCCACGGUGGGGAUGAGCUGUGCGAGAAAUCACGCUGCCUAUUAAAUAAAUUCGUGAAGGCAGAUUUACACUGCACAACUUUUGCCUAAAACUGUCGCAUGUAACCUGCUUCCAACUUGAGUUGUACUGUGUAAAUCAAGCACACGACCCGCCUAAGUUGUCGUAGAAAUCUGCAGCCUAUUUGAGCCGCGUGAGAAAUCACAUCACGUUUUGAUCCGUGUGAUUCGUUUCGCUUCUAAUAUAUAUCUUAAUUAACCAAUAAUUAAAUACAGUUAUUUAAUCGACGUUCAUUUUAAGACCUGUUUAAUCGUCACUAAAAUAGUAUGUAUUGUAUUCAUUUGACAUUCUAACACACUGUCAAAAUAUACUGUAUAAACUGAUUAACCAUUUAACCGAAAGUGUUAAAAUACGAAUAACCUAAUUAUUUAUAAAUGAUAUAAUGAGUAACAGUGUAAUUAACCAUAUCUAAAUAUAACUAUAAAUCAGACUUAAUUUAAUUCGUUUAUAAUUACAUAAAUGAAAAGACUAAAAUUUAACAAUACUUAAACUUUGUUUUUCAGUUAGUGUGGGGAGAGUUUUAGAAUCCUUAUGGUCCUCGCAGUCACUCAGACAAUCUUCAACUGAUAGUUUAUAUGAAGAGAAAUAUCCACUUUCUUGUUCUCGUCAAUCUCGUCCCCAUUCCUUUACUUCAUCCUCGCUUUACGAUCUUGACAUUACGUCACUCUCCUCAAUCCCCUCCACUAGCUCGAUCCAGUCCGCCAGAUCUCUACGUAGAUCACGGUCAAAACUCAGUGCUAAACCCUCAGAUUCAUCAGAUGAAGAACUUGUAAUGAUGAGCUCUGUAGCACAACUGAAGUGUCCUCCCAUACAGAAAGCUAAAUUGAUGCUGGUUCCUUCACUCAAUCCUUCUGACAGCGAGCUGUCAUCCAGUACAAACACUUUGAUUCCAUCUUCUUCUGAAUAUAAUAACGGUAUUCGUUGAAUUAAUAAAAUAAUUUAUUGAAUAUUUAUAAAUAUGAUCACUUGAUUAACAUAAUUAUACCUAAUAGUGUUUGGAUACCACAAUUUUAAAUUUUAUUACAAAAAAUUAUUGCAAAUAUUAUCACAGUAUAAGUGUAUAACCUUAAUUAUUGAAUCUUUGAUUGCAGUUAAAAUUUGUUUUAAAUUUUAAAAAACCAAGUUAAAAGUUCACUUACACGAGAAGGACGAAACUAACGCAGUACUAAUCGUACAUGAAGCGAAAUUUCCAAUCAUUAUUUCUUAAUGUGUUUUGAGAGUGCUCACACUGGAUAUAUUGCCACUCUUUGACAUUUCGCGUUCACCCUACAGAGAUUACAUACUAUGCAAAAAUUGAACGAAGAUAAACAACGGCUUGAGUGAAAAUUAAGUUUAUAUUGGUUGCAGAUUCUAUUUUUCAUUUGUUAUGUAUUUGUGUAAUAAUUUGAUUUGUUAUGUAUUUGAGUAAUUUCGUUUUCUAUAAUAAUAUUCAUUUUUUGUCAUCAGGAGUACCACAACCGCCAGUACCACCAGGAGGUGUACCUCCCCCACCCCCACUCCCUGGUGGGGUACCACCACCUCCCCCUCCACCUGGAGGAGUUCCACCGCCGCCGCCACCCCCUGGUGGAGUACCACCUCCCCCACCCCUCCCAGGAGGGGUACCUCCUCCACCCCCACCACCAGGGGGAAUUCCACCUCCCCCACCCCUCCCUGGUGGAGUUCCUCCUCCUCCACCUCUCCCUGGUGGAGGUGGAGUUCCACCUCCCCCACCUCUUCCUGGUGGCGUUCCUCCCCCACCCCCACCCCCUGGUGGUGGACCACCCCCUCCCCCUGGUGCAGGUCCUCCACCGCCUCCUGGAAUGCCAAUGUUUAACAGAGGUCCACAGUUGCCACCAGGAGUUGAGCCAAAGAAGAAAUAUAAACCUGAAGUUCAAACUAAACGAGCUAACUGGACCAAGGUAGUUCAUUAUUUUCGAGUUUGUCUAGUAUGCGAGAUUGCGAGACUAUCAGCAUGUUACUCUACAAACUGAACGAAAUAUAAAUUCAUUCUAUUAUUUCUUUGCGAAGAUACAAUCCUUGAAUGACUGUGUGUUGAUGAAUAAUAUUACAUCGUGAUCACAUAUGCACUAAUGUAACACACUAACACCGCCAUCCACCAAGUUGUAUAUCCAGGGCCGUAGCGAGGGGGGGGGGGUAUUGGGGGGUGGCUAACCUCCCCUGGUUGGCCAUUCGGAAAAUUACGGCAAUAAUAGUAUAACAAAAUUUUAGUUGUUAAAUAGAGGAAAUAUAUAUAAUAUAAUUAAUAAUUGUAUUGUCAGUAUAAACUGAUUUACGAAAUCAUGGCAUUUACAUGGAUAACAUUUAACAAAUCGUCGGUUUAUUACUUCUCGGGCCGUAGCAACGGGCGGGGGGCUGGGGGUGAUGCAGCCCUCCCAAUAAUUCGCUAAUAAUCAUUCUUUUUUCAAAAUCAUGCAGACUAAUAUACCUUUAAAAUACUGACAAUUGAUUAAUUUUAAGCGGCCACAUUAUCCAUGGCAAACUGCAAAGAAUCAUAUUACCAAUACUUUCCUGCAACUUCUCGGUCCUCUCCAACUGAUAUAGUUAAUUAAAUACGCCUUCGCCCAUUUAGUACUACUAAAUUGCAAGCAAAUUGUAAAUUUCCACAUACUAAAACGCUGUUUUCUGACCAUCAGAAUUCUGUCAAGACUUCCCCCCGUUCAGAGACUCUAAAUUUAAAAAUUUUCUCGGGCCUUCGGCCCUCGAUCUCUGCCUCCCAAUCAAAAAGAGCUUCCUACGGCACUGCAUGCUUCUGUAAUAUGUCUGUGCGUAAAAUAUGCGUAUUUUUGUUUGUAAAUUGCGUCUUCAUUUUCCAGAUAACAAACACCUUCGUGGCUUCGUAUGCCAUGAAAUAUUCGGAAUUUUUUUUCGUCAUUCGGAAAUUUUUGGCCUACACCCCCCCCCAAACUAUAAAUGCUAGCUACUGCCCUGUGUAUAUCGGUAUUGUUAAGAUGAUACCACAGGUUUUGUAAGGGUUUUUUUUACAUACAGUUUGAAAAAUCGGCCGUUGCCUUUGAACGAACCACCCAAAACGUUUUCAGAGGUUUUUAAUAUCACGGAACUUAAUAAUAAAAUACAUCAAUGAUUAUUUCUUGUAAUACAUUUUCCUUAAAUUUAGAAAAGAGAAGAUUUAUUUUGCUCGUUUCCAUUGACGGAUGAAAUUAGAAAUAUAUUAUAAUCAUUAAUAGUGAUUUAUGUCAAUUGGAACGCAAACUUGCAAGUUGAUUGCCACGAUAGUUUGUCCUGAGGAAAGAGCCAACCCCGUUCCCAGGCUCUUCGCUCUUGUGCAAGGGAGAACCUGGGAACGAGGUUGACAAGAAUUAGAUUUGAUCUUGCCUUUUUUGCAUUUCAAGAGUUUUCCCGUUGGGGACUAAAAGUGUUUCGAAAUCAUUUCCGAUUUUAAUCAUAGCAAGCAUUACAUGUGGUUAUAUUUUCUCUCGUAGAUCAAGAACAAUAAUAUUAAAGAGAAUUCGUUUUGGGCGAAGGCUAAAGAAGAUAAGUUUGAAAAAGAUGAAGUAUUUGAAGCUCUGUCUAAAACAUUUGCCGCCAGAACAGCAAAAACUAAAGAUAAAGUCGAAGGUGGAAACGCUCCUGCCAAGAGCAGCAAGAAGAAAGCCAAGGCAUUGAAAGUUCUCGAUCCGAAAAGUGCACAAAAUCUAUGUGAGUUAUGAGGCUGAACCUUUUCUGAACUAUAUUGAUGUUUUCGUCGUGAUUUGUGCUGUGACGUGAAUUGAAUGUAUUUUGUUUUCAGCCAUCUUUUUGGGUUCGCAGAAAACAUCUUUUGAAAAUUUUAAAAAGAUGAUUCUGAAUUGUGAUGAAAAUUUGAAGGAGAGCGCUAUUGAAUCAUUGUUGAGAUAUCUUCCCAGUGGUGCUGAGGUUUGUCUGAUAUUUUCUAUGUGCCCAGCGGGCUGUGCCCAGUCUGUUCUGCAUUCCCACAUGCAACCUCUGUCAAUUCCAUGCGUUCACUGGACUCCACUCUACUGUGCUGUAAUCUACUCUACUGUGUUCUACUCUAGACCUUCCCUACCCUGCCCUGCCCUGCCCUGCCCUGCCCUUCUCUACUCUACCCUGCUCUGCUCUACCCUACCCUACCCUACCCUACCCUACCGAGCGAAACGAGGUGAGUUCGGGAAACCUCCAGCCACCCGAGGUGCGUCCAAUCCCGGACUCACCGAACCUGCAAGUACGUUUGGUUUUUAUCCCAUACACCGAGCCAUACACACAUUUGUAGCUCUUCGAGAUAUAUUCGUCGAUGUUUUGUCAACAUUUUCCCUGCCAAAAAAAUCACUGGGCAAGAAAAUAAUUCUUUAUCUACAUCUAGAUUACCUUUACUGCAUUUUUCUUUGGUUUUUCAUCAGUCUCAGCAAGUUAGUCACCGAAAAAAGUUCUAUAAAGCCUAGGUUUAUCGGCUAAAUCUUGUCCGCCAUAUUUGUUAUUGUAUUGCAAGUUGCAACGUGAGCAGUUUCGCGGGUGAGUUCGGCGAAAAGCAGGUGAGUUCGGGCAAAAAGCAGGUGAGCUCGAUGACAAACUCACCAGCUCUAAACCAAUCAGAAAGCCGCUUUUGACACAGGUAUGGGAUAAUACCUUAACCUACCCUACCCUACCCUACCCUACCCUAGGGACCCUACCCUACUCUACACUACCCAAUCUUACUCUACUCUACCUUACUCUACCCUAUUAAGAUAUAUUUUAUUUUAGUUAAAAAAGAUUGGUGGGAUGAAAGAUCAAUAUGAUGACCUUAAUGAAGCAGAACAAUUCGCUUGCGUUGUAAGCUUUUACUUGAUUAUAUUCUGUUAAUGUUUUAUUCAAAUUUAAAAAUAAAAUUCUUUAGAUCAGGCUGCAUUUCUCGUGUACAAUGUUAGGUCAGGAGCGGUAUGAAUAUAUACAUCCCUGAUGUUAGUUCUGAAAUAAAUCCUGGAAAGUUUCGGUCGGCUUACGACGACAAAAUUAACACUCGACAGACUUGUUAUCGUUCUGCAAUUUAACAAUUUGUCAACAAGUUGUCAGUGACAACCUUGUAGCAACUUGAUUAAAAUAAUAACAGCAUUGUUACAACGUGUUGACAAAUUCUGAGAUUUUUACGUGUGUACCCAAAGUGCAUGGAGUUUGGCAUGAAUUUUAUACAAGCCGUCCCAGGUGGGAAAGGAAAACUCUGAGAAAACGACAUGUUUGAAAACGACAUGUUUUGCGGCCACUCUUUAUAAAUUGCCACGGCAGUGAAAAUAUCAAAUUCUCUCGACAGAUAAGCAGCGUAAAGAAACUGGAAUCUCGGUUAAAAUUGUUGUUGGUGAAGAAGAAAUUCCCUGAAGAUGUUCAAGAUACUAAACCUGUAAGAUUUUCUUUGAUAAACGUCUGUACUAUUCUCCAUACCGUAUUAAGCCCCAUUACCAAAAGCAAUGGAUGCUUUCCCCUCGCUAACCUUCGCAAAGUCUCAUGACAUCAAGUUGUAAGCAGGUUGCUUGCGACAGUUUUAUUCAAAAGUUGUGUAGUGCAAAUUGGCCUUAAUAAAGUCUGACAAUGAAUAUGUGUAUUAAUGAUGCAAUCAAGACAUUCAUACAGCAGUUGGAAUUUUGUUAAUAUUCAUGUUCUGAAUGAUCAUGUUAUUAUAUAUAUUUAAUAUCAAAUCAUAUUUGAAUUACAGAAUAUUGUGAAUGCUACUGCUGCAUGCCGGGAAGUGCGAUCGAGUCAAAAGUUUGCUAAGUUUUUAGAGGUAAUAUAAACCACUGCAUUGUUCUUGUUUUCAAUAUUUGUAUUCUUAAAUUUACGAUAUAAUUGCAAUGUUUUAGUCUGUACAUUUUUAAACUGGACGAUUUGUUUCAGGUUGUUUUAAUGGUGGGAAAUUACAUGAACGCUGGCUCCAAGAAUGAGCAAACCAUUGGCUUUGAAAUGGCAUUUUUAACCAAGGUAAGGUGUUAGCACGCAAUCAAAUUGGCGGACGUCUCUUGGUAGUGAACUGAAAUUAUAACGUGUAAUGUUAAACAGGAAAAGUAUCAUUGGAACAAAAAAUCCCGUCAUGCAUCAGUCAAUUUAGCCUCUACUGCAGGCAUCUCUGUCUAUUUUUAGAAAUCAAUUUUUCGCCUGCCCGCAACGCACAGGUAACCCUGUUAACAGAAAAACCUCGUAAUAUAAAGCCGGUUUCUCACUAGCCGAAUUCACACGAAACGAUGGCGAAAAAUAAUUUGGAAAAUCGACUUUUUAGAGAUGUUUGCAACAAGGCUAGACUAGUCGCUUGUUGUCAGUUAAACAAAGAAUUAGAAUAAAUUUCCAAAACAAGAUGUGCAAAAUGAUUGCAACUUAAUGCCUAGGGAAUACUUACUAAUGCCCAGGAGGUACUUAGUUCUUCAAUGUUCAUCAUGUGUUUUCUAGUUAAGUUCGACCAAAUCGGUGGAUGGUAAACUUACUUUGUUACAUUUCCUGGAAGAAGUAAUAUCAGCCAAUUAUCCUGAGGUUGCUGGCUUUGAGACGGAAAUCAAUCACGUCGAAGCUGCGGCGAGAGGUAUGGGAAGAAAGUAUACUCAGGCGCUUCUGUUAUGCAAUUCGAAGUAAUUCGGGCACUGCGAUUCACACGUAAACCCAGGCGGUACACACGUAAAAACGCACAAGUUGUAACAAACCUGCUAGCAAUGCUGUUGGUUCUCACUGCUUGCUACAAGGUUGUUGAGCUCAACAGACUUGUUCCAACAAACAUGUUAUCGUCCUGCAUUUCAACAAGUUGUGAGUGACAACCUUGUAGCAACUUGAUAAAAUAACAGCGUUGUUACGACUUGUUCACAAGCUUGCUACAAGCCUGUUGCGAACACAUCUUGUCGACAAGUAACAAGUAGUGAGAUUUUUACGUAUGUACAAGGCUGAUUGGUUUAUAAUUACUACUGUUCCUAGCUCUUGUCAACAUUUCAUGCCACACGAAGUUGAGUAUCUGCAAAGUAUACAACAAAAACAUUUGUAUUUGUUAUUUCUAGUUUCUCAAGACGUACUUCAGAAGGCGACCAAGAGUAUGGAAACAAAUUUAUCAAAACUGGAGCGAGAAUUAGAAAGUGCUGAAGAUUCAAAUGACCCCGAGGAUAAAUUUAAAGAAGUCAUGUCGGAAUUUCACAAUCAAGCAAAAGAACAAUGUGAAUUAUUGGUGGAAAUGUUUAACAAUAUGACAAAUAUGUUUAAAGAGUUAGCAGAAUAUUAUUGUUUUGAUUUGAAGAAAACACAACUGGAAGAUUUCUUUGGUGAUUUAAGUUCAUUUUUACAACAAUAUGAAAAUGCCAAGAAAGACAACAUCAAAAGAAAAGAACGCGAAGAAAAAGAAAGGAAAGCAAAAGAAAGAGCUGUAAGUUUGUGUUCAAAUCUUGAAUGGUCAGUGUAUGUAGUCCCACAUUUAUACAAAGUGACAGAUUUCUUCAUUACCACUCGUUUCCCUCUUUAUCGAGCAUAUCACAAGAAACAUAUCAAUACAGCUUACACAUAACUUUUGGUCAUGUACUCACAACUGAGUAAUCUAUAGACCAAAUUAUAUGUUAUCUAAUUAUGCAUUCAGUUUACUCUGCCCGGCAAAGCAAGACAAACUUUUGCUAAUUUCUCAUUCAAUUUUCAUCCAAAUUUAACAAAAAUUGAAUCAAUUUGUCCUUGGGCAAUGUCCUUUAUAGAUCCACAACUUUUCUUCUUGACACGUCUGAUAUUUUUAAGUUAUCGGACAGGCACACAGACCCACCUACAGACACGUACAAAUGUUUCUGAAAUAGAGAAAUAGGUUUUUGAAUUAUGUUGUUAUGUGGUACUGCGUGUAACGUUAGAAACGUGUGUGGGCCAACAUUACGCGAUGGCGGUGUUGUUGGCAACGUAGCAGACAUAUGUCGCCAACGAUAUUGUUGUUAUGGGAUAUAUGACACACAAAGGUGGAAAAAGUAUCGGAACGUGGAAACCUUGUUCCCAGAAAUUUGGGGGAUCUACAUUUUGGAUGAAAUUUUCACAGACAUUUUUAUGUUUGAUAGAUAAUUCUCAAAAUUACACUGAUUGAAUAUCAAAAUUAUAGAAAUGAUUGAAUACCUAACUCGAUACCUGAACUACAGCGGAACUGUGUAGAAUGAAAAUAUUGGUAUAGCUUGCAGUAGUAAUUUGUUUCUAAUCUUGUGAGGCUGUAAUUACUAUGACUACUUCGAGAUUAUCUUAUGCAUGUGCCUUAUCAGUAUUAAAAGACAUAUUGCUUCAUACGACAACACAUCUUAAUCUAUAUAGUCCACGUAAGUUAAAAAGGGCAGUCAAAAACGACAAUUUUGUUCUUUUUCCCAAUAUAUUGUAAUCGUUUGCAGAAAAUAUUGAGCCGCCAGAUUCCCAGAAAAGAAACCACCUCUGGUGAAACAUGUUGUAUUUUUAUUGCAGGAAAUGGAGAAAGAAAGAAAGAAGAGAAUCGAAGAAGAGAAAGCGAACCGUAAAAAUUUAGUAGAUAUAUCUUCCGAGAAUCAAGAAGGUGUUCUUGAUGGUUUAAUGGAAGCUUUGAAGACAGGAAGUGCGUUCAGAGAUCCAUCGAGACCUGCCAGGAAAAAGAGAAAAGGUAAGGGAAAUGAGCUACAUUGAAUUAACUAAGCAGCCUUGUAUCUUCUGCGCUUGUGGCUCAAGUUCUGGAUAACACAAGCUCUGAUUUUUUGCUUUGUGGAAACAGCACAAUUACACUUAUUACAGUUGCGUGCCAUAACGUGGUGUUUCAAAAAUUACGUUUCUAUGUAAACCUACAAGGAAACAAGGUUUAGUUAAUAAAUUUAAAAAGUCCAGUUUGAUGAGAGGACAAUGAAAUAAUAAUAUCUUCAUCAAAAUUGCUUCAUAUAAUAAGGUAUUUUUAUAAUAUUUCAGGUUAUUUAACGAAUGGCACAAUACUUUUACCUCUGCUACUGUGGGUUGGGGUUAGGGUAUCACUUAGGGUGGGUGCCUUCCCUGCACAAAUUUGAGGAUACUGUGGUUUACCUCCAAUAACUAAACCUUUCACCGUUUCUCCACCGCAUUCGAGUCGGUCACGUUUGUGCAUGCUGCGUCCUUCACAAUUCAGCUUUCAGCUACAGAAGAUGAUUUUAUUACUCCCCCCUGUACCUUGGUUUACCACAUUUCUUAAAAGUGCUUGUAUGUUUCAGCGCGCCAAGGUCCAGCAGCACUGCAACGUUCAGGAACACGAACAAACAUUCCAGUUCAACAAUUAUUGAAAGAAGAAGCAAUGAAGAAUGUGAAAGAAGAUCCGGAGGAGAAAGAAAGUGCUCCAGUCAAGAAACCUCCUGCUGGAGCUGUCAAAAUGCCGGGAGCCGACGUUCUUGCCGGAGCUUUGAAUAAGAAAAAGAAUGAAGACGACGCUGAUGCUUUGCUAGCUGAGCUGAAAGCAAUCUAGAAAACAACUUGAAGAUUGUUUUACGCUUUUAAAUGCUCGCAUAGAAAGAUUGCAAGAAGCUGAGUUAUACAUAUCCAAACAGGGCUUGAAAUCUUGCAGUAUCCCGAUAUUCACAGGAUAUAAAAAAAUACUGGAUAUCCCGAUAUCAAGAAUUAAGUAUCCAUUAGGAUAAUUAAAAAAUUCUCUCCUCCACAGGCUUUCUCCCAAAGAAAGAAAACCACUACUGAAGUUUGAAUUUAGCUUCAAUGUUUUGCUACUGCUAACUGGAAUAUUGUCUAUUACGAAUAGAACUGGAACCGCUACCUUCUGACUGCCUAUCUUUUUCUUGAAGCCAAAUUUUACCUCCAGACACGCGUGUGUGGAGGUAAGAUCACGCGUGUUUAUGACAUGAUUGACUGAUUAAAACGCUCUUCGUAUGCAUGAAAAGACUGGGAGUGGUCUUCAAAUUUGGCUUCAAAUUUCCAGUUGGAGGUAGCGUUCUAGUUCUAUUCAGUUCAAUGCCAUUAUCCAAAUGUGUGGAAUGCUAUGAAUAUGGAGUGAGGAGUGCUAAAUGUUGUGUGCAUACCAGAAGUUGGUGGUAUCCAAUUGGAUAGUGCAGAAAAUUUCAAGCCUUGUCCAAAUACGAUCGAUACACGAUAGUUACAUCAAGAAAGCGUAAAUGAUAACAUUCAACUACGAGCACUUUUUAAACGCUGCUUGUCCAUGAAAUCUAAAUUGUCUUUUACAGUAGGAAACUUCAGCAAUAUAAAUUGCUGGAAAAUAUAUAGAAUUUAUUCAUAACUGACCGAAUGAAUCAUCAUUUAGGCCGCUAUAAGCUAGUUUUCAAACGAGUAAUUAAAUACAUGAAAACCGGAAUUCAUCAGGGCUUAUAGAAAUAGUUAAUUAAUGAAAGGUCUUUAAACUGUCUCAAAUCAUGACGCAAUCUAUGUUUUUUAAAACUAUUUUCCCUCGCACAUGUACAUCAUACAAUCAUGCCGUUCUUGUAAAUCAAAUAUUUGGAAAAUCGACUUGAAAAUAAAUCGUGUGCUAUUACUCUG
This is a messenger RNA of Paramuricea clavata, 19422 nucleotides long. The record is from the annotation of a GenBank genome assembly. Lineage: Eukaryota; Metazoa; Cnidaria; Anthozoa; Malacalcyonacea; Plexauridae.